UAAAAUGGUCUUUUGACAGUCAAAAAAAAAAAACAAAAAAAACAAAACGUGUUUCAGUACAAAGUGGAAAGAGAUUCAAUAAAACUGUCUCCAAAAUGCAAAUAAAUGUCUAUUUCAAAUAAAAAAACGCGGUCAAGAUGGGUUGUGUGUGUCUGUGUGCUUUAUCUAUAAUUAUUACACACUGAGUGGCCAGGUAUUGGAACGUUGACUUCAUCAAUAGAACGUCUCUUAACGAUCCAAUGGCGGAUUGCUGCUCCUCUUCCGAAACACUCCCUGAAUCAUGGCAAGUGUUCAUCAACUUCCGGGGAAAAGAACUUCGCAGCGGUUUCAUCAGCCAUCUGGAGAGAGGCUUAAACGAUGCUGAAAUCAAGUACUACGUCGACACGAAAGAGAAGAUCUUAGCAUCCUUUUCACUAGGAUCGAGCAGUCCCAAAUCGCUGUGUCCAUCUUCUCGAGCAUGUACGCUGAAUCAAAGUGGUGUUUUUGGACGAGCUGGUGAAGAUCAUGGAACAAGUGAAGAAAGAUAAACUCAGAAUCCUCCCUGUGUUUUUCAACGUGGCACCUGAGGAAGUGAAGGAGCAGAAAGGGGAGUUCGGUAGAAAGCUAUACGCUGAAGGUAAAAGGAAACGACCAAAUAUGCCUGAUUGGGAGAAUGCUUUACAGUCUGUUCCGAGCAAGUUAGGUUUGAAUCUGGCAACUUGUCGGAACGAGAAGGAGCUUGUUGACAAGAUCGUUGAUUCGGUUAAAAAAGUGCUUGCCAUAAGCAGAGGAGGAAGAUAGAAGCAUCUCAAUGGAAUCUCUACGGAUCUCUCAUCUGUAAGUUAUAGUGGAAAUAUUCCCACUAAACACAUUGAAAAGCCUAAAGCAUCGCCUCUGGUUGACUUUGGAAUAAGCCAACGCCUUAAGCUUUUUGAAGAUAAGUUAGAUUUUGAAAAUUGCCUCGAAACUCAGAUUUUUGGGAUAGUUGGAAUGCCUGGGAUUGGUAAAACAGCUCUCGCUGAUAUGCAUUUCAAGAAGUGGCACAAUAGGUUUGUGUUUACAAAGAAUAUCAAGGCGAUACGUGAGGAGUCAGACGACGAAUCGGGUUGGCUGAAGGACAUACUUCUGAAUGGUAAAGAGUUGAAUGAAAAGGCUCUCAAAUGUUCAACGGGAAGAUUUUCCUUGUUUUGGAUGAUGUGAGCCAUAAGAACCAAGUCAACUUCUUACUCGAAAACCUCGAAUGGAUCAAGAAAGGAAGCAAGAUUGUCAUUACAACGCGUGACAAGUCAUCCAUCGCAGGUAUGGUUCAGGAUACUUAUGUCGUCCCUGGACUGAACGAUAAAGAAGCCUUGGAACUCUUUAAACAUCAUGCCUUUAAAGAAAAAGUCUCUAGCACCAAGGGGAACUUUCCCAAACUAUCAAAAAAGUUUGUGGAUUAUGCUGGAGGCAAUCCACUAGCCCUUGAGGAAUUGGGAAAGGAGCUUUGUGGGGAAGAAUAGCCUCACUGGGAGAGAAGACUAUUAACACUACCACAUUGUUGUAAUCCAAAGAUCCUAACUGAGUUGAGAAUCAGUUACGACAAACUAAGUGAUCAGCAGAAGGACGCGUUUCUCGACAUAGCUUGUUUCUUCAGAUCAGAGGAGGAGGAUUAUGUGAAAUGCUUACUAGACCCCUAUGGACCUGAGUCUGGUGAAGUUGUUAGAGAUCUUGCUGAAAAGUUGUUCAUCUGUAUCUCUGCCGGCCGAAUAGAGAUGCAUAAUUUACUGUGUACAAUGGGGAAGCAACUUGGUUCAUCAUAUGAACAUAAGUGAGGAGAAAGAAUGUGGAGUUCUGACAAAAUUACUAACACCUUACGCUCAGAACAAGUGAUCCUCAAUCAGAAAAUAAAAAAGGUGAGAGGUAUAUUCUUAGACAUGUCCAAAGUUGAGACGGGAAUACCUAUAGACCCAAAGAUCUUUGUCGAAAAGUUCAACAAGCUGACUCUGCGGUACCUCAAGAUCUAUGACUCUCUUUGUCCUCAGAAAUGUGAAGUUGACUCUAAAGUAAACUUGCCAGAUGGACUGGAGUUCCCUUUUAAAGAGAUUCGAUGUCUCCACUGGCUGAAAUUUCCAUUGGAUGAACUUCCACCAGACUUCAACCCGGAGAAUCUGAUUGAUCUUAGGCUGCCUUACAAUAAAAUUCAACGUGUUUGGGAAGCUAUUAAGGAUACACCAUGGUUGAAAUGGGUGGAUCUGAGUUACUCGACCAGAUUGACUGACCUGUCAGCUUUGUCAAGGGCAUUUUACCUCCGAAGAUUAAAUCUCGAAGGCUGCUCGAUUCUUGAGAAGUUGCCAAAAGAGAUGAAAAAUAUGAAAAGUCUUGUUUUCCUUAACCUCAGAGGAUGCAUCAUGCUCUCGUCUCUACCAGAGAAGCUGGAUCUAAUUUCCCUGAAGACUCUCAUCCUCAGUGGCUGCUCAAAUUUUAACAACUUCGAGCUGAUCUCUGAAAAUCUUGAAUCUCUACAUCUAGACGGGACUGCAAUUGAGAGUCUUCCUCGGACCAUGAAAAGUUUUAAGAAACUUGUGUUGUUGAAUCUUGAAAACUGCAAAAUGUUGGAGUUUCUACCUGAUUGUCUCGACAAGCUGAAGGCUCUUGAAGAACUAAUACUCUCUGGUUGUUUUAGGCUUCAGAGUUUCCCUGAUAUUAAGGAGAACAUGGAGAAUCUGCAGAUUUUGCUACUUGAUGGGACCUCAAUAAAAGAAUUGCCCAAGAUGUUAUUACACUGUGGUAACUUCAAAGACCAAGCAGUGUUGCAACAGUCACCUCGGAGGAAUAGCUUAUCCAUGUUACUGCGUCUAUGCUUGAGCAGAAACGAUAUGAUAUGCAGCCAACAAGAUAGCAUUAGUCAACUAUAUCACUUGAAAUGGAUAGACUUAAAGUAUUGCAAGAAUCUCACAUCUAUUUCAACGCUUCCACCAAAUCUUCAAUGCUUGGAUGCACAUGCUUGCUAUUCACUACAAACAGUAGGGAGUCCCCUGGCUAUUAUGCCAACGCAGCAGGUCCCCUCCUCAUUCAUUUUCACCAACUGUGAAAAACUGGAUCAUAUCGCAAAGAAUGAAAUCAUAUGCUAUGCUCACAAUAAGAGCCAUAUGAUUUCAAGUUCAUUGAAUCGGCACAAGACGGGUUUUGCUUUUGAAGCUCUGGUUGCCACUUGCUUUCCUGGAAGUGAAGUUCCCGCUUGGUUUAGUCACAAAGCUUCUGGAGCAGUGUUACAGCCUGAGCUGCCAGGACACUGGAAUGAAAGUGGGUUUGUUGGGAUAGCUCUAUGUGCUGUUGUCUCGUUUCAGGAUCAAAAAGUUCGAAACAACAACCUCAUGGUGAAAUGCAAAUGUCAAUUCAACAAUGUUGAGACAUCCUCAAGCUACUUUAACUGUCAUGUUGGACGUUUAUCAGAGACAGGCGACGAGCAAUGCACGAUUAAAUCUACUCAUGUAUUCAUUGGCUACACCAAUUGGUUAAAUAUCAACAAAUGUCAAGAAGAAGAUGGUGAGAAGAGAUGUGUACCUACUAAGGCCCUGUUCGUUUGGUUGCCGCAGGUUUCGGCGUCAGCGUCGGCGGCGGCGGCAGCGUCAAUGAAAACAGUUGUUGUUCGUUUCGCAGACGCUGACGCAGACGCUGCCGCUGCCGCUGCCGCAGAUUAUUGUUCGUUUAGAAGACGCACGAAGUUGAGGUCGACGCCGACGCUGCCGCAGGAAGCAAAUUUUUGGGUUGUUCGUUUGACAGACGCAGCGGCUAUUUUCAUUUUUUCAGAUUUAUUUUAAAUUUUUUAUAAAAUUGUAUUUAAAUAAAUCAAGUGUAGUUUAAACAUAUUUACAUCCAUUAAAAUAUUAUGUUUACUUGAUAAUAAUUUUUUGGUCAAUUAUACAAAUGUAAAUUAUACAAAUGUAACAUUUUUUUUUCAUACAUCAUAAGCUAAAUUAGAAACAAAAUAAUAAUUCAAAAUAUUUAUUAUAAACAAAAGCUAAAUAUUACAUCAAGUCUUAAAUAAAUAUCACAUUUACAUGACAAUCAAAGUUAUAAGCAAAAAAAUUAAAUCAUCAACUAAAACAUUUAAUACGGUAAACGACCUCUACCAUAUUCAUUUGUGAUGUUAUCACGCAAAUCUUCCAUCGCUCUAUCACCUGUCGGCUCAUAUACAAUACGUCCACCACCACCACCACCACCACCAUCUUUUUCAUCAUCAUGAUCAUCAUCACCUUCUUCUUCAUCACCGUCACUAUCAGCUUCUCCUUCUCCAUCAUCACCAUUUUGCCACUGUACAAAAUCAUGAUCUUCCCGAUGUGAAUCACGUAUGAAGUUGUGUAGCGCCAUCGUCGCUGUCACCAACUUAAUCCACUUGACCAGACCAUACUUUGGAUGCUUACGAUCCAAAAUCCUCCAUUUUGCUUUCCAUACUCCAAAUGUUCUCUCAAUCAAUGAAUCAAAACACAUAAGAUCUUAUGAUCAAUAAAUACUUUAUAAAUUUUAAACAAAUAUGGAAGAAAAGCAUAAAUAAAAAUCAUUCACAAUCCACAGUUUGAAGCAUACGUUGAGUGUUCCCUAAACACACACAAAUUAUUAAAAAAUUGAAAAAUCAAGUCAAGCCGUCUACUUUCUCCAAAUAAGACCAAACAACGUUCCAACAAUGUUCCAGGAAACAGAAACAAUUUAACUUCUACUUGACUCGGCAUAUGUUAACUUCUUAAAACAAUUUAAUACUAAGAAGCAACCCUUUAAGCUUCCCCAUGAGUGCAGACUCGUAAACCAAUACGUACUAACUACAAUAGGAUGUUUUUGUAGCCUGCACUUUAAAUUUAAAUAAUCAAACAAUCAUCAGAGAUUCAAAUAAUCAGAAUGUUGAAACUCUAUUUGACUAGCAUCAAACGUACCUCAACGAGAAAAAGAGAAGAGAGAGCUUGGAGAUGAGAUGAGCUCGGAGAAGAGAGAGUUUGGAGAUGAGAU
Messenger RNA from Brassica napus (rape), 4959 nucleotides. RefSeq names its product inactive disease resistance protein RPS4. The coding region runs from base 1800 to 3779 and encodes 659 amino acids. Lineage: Eukaryota; Viridiplantae; Streptophyta; Magnoliopsida; Brassicales; Brassicaceae. The transcript has 4 exons. The record is from RefSeq and is a predicted model, not a curated record.